AUGUUAUUCUGUCCUAUUUGUCACAGCAUUCUUUUCCUGAAAAAGUCCGAAAGUUCGGCAGCCAUUUCUUCCCGAUUUGAAUGUUCCCACUGCGGCUAUUUCUACCCUAUCACCAAAGCAAUAGUCAACACUAGUGAAUUUCCUGAGCUAAAAAAGAAGUUAACAAGCGAAUCUCAACUGAGCGAGAAUCUGGAGAAUCUGGCGGCUAAGAUAAUGGCAAUAUGUCCAACGUGUAACAAUAACGAGGCCUACUUUUACAGCAUACAAAUAAGAUCGGCAGAUGAACCAUCUACAAACUUCUACACCUGCACCAAGUGCAAGAAGAGGUGGAGGGAGUAG
Messenger RNA from Babesia microti strain RI, 339 nucleotides. RefSeq names its product DNA-directed RNA polymerase III subunit C11. Gene Ontology annotation, molecular function: DNA-directed RNA polymerase activity; nucleic acid binding; zinc ion binding. Bases 1 to 339 code for a protein of 112 amino acids. NCBI's taxonomy places the organism in Eukaryota, Apicomplexa, Aconoidasida, Piroplasmida, Babesiidae. The record is from RefSeq and is a predicted model, not a curated record. Gene Ontology annotation, cellular component: RNA polymerase III complex. The transcript has 2 exons. Gene Ontology annotation, biological process: DNA-templated transcription; regulation of DNA-templated transcription; termination of RNA polymerase III transcription.